Messenger RNA from Ostreococcus tauri, 561 nucleotides. NCBI's taxonomy places the organism in Eukaryota, Viridiplantae, Chlorophyta, Mamiellophyceae, Mamiellales, Bathycoccaceae. The record is from the annotation of a RefSeq genome assembly.
AUGGUGAAUUUACCACUCUUACUUUUUCCGAAAUGGGUGCAAAAAGUAAUUGCUCAGUCAAAUGAAGUCACUCUUGUACUUAAAAGUCCACAAGAUCUCCAUCCAGUCCUUGAAAUUCUCAAGAAUCAUUCAGCAACCCAAUUUAAAAUGUUGAUUGAUAUUACAGCCGUAGAUUACCCCUCAAGAGAGGCACGUUUUGAAGUUGUUUAUCAUUUAUUGAGUGUCCAACGAAAUACCAGACUUCGACUCAAAGUGCAAUGUUCUGAACAUGCGAUCGUGGAAUCAGUGACGUCUCUUUAUCCCGCUGCAAAUUGGUUUGAACGAGAAACCUGGGAUAUGUUUGGUAUUUGUUUUACAAAUCAUCCAGACCUUAGACGCAUUUUAACAGAUUAUGGGUUUGAAGGACAUCCUUUAAGAAAAGAUUUUCCUUUAACUGGAUACGUCGAAUUUAAAUACGACGACACAAAAAAAAGAGUUGUUGCUGAGCCAGUCGAACUUGCCCAACAAUUUAGACAAUUUGAAUUUAGAAGCCCUUGGGAAGUCAUUCCACAACAAUAUUAA